This is a messenger RNA of Knipowitschia caucasica, 2592 nucleotides long. The record is from the annotation of a GenBank genome assembly. Lineage: Eukaryota; Metazoa; Chordata; Actinopteri; Gobiiformes; Gobiidae.
AUGGCAGCCGCAGACGAGGCGGACUGUCCCCCGGAGCCCGGUCCCAGUCCCCCGCAGAUGGCGCAUUCUGGGCGGCCAAACUUCGUGUCUUUCUCCGAGAGCGUGCAGCCGGCCGUGGGCAUGAUGAGCCAGCUGCUGGCGCAGCCUUCGCUGAAGUUUGAUAAAAACAUCAAACAGGCCUUCUACAACACGGGGGCCAUGAUCUUCGUGUUGAUCUGCUGCGGGGCGGCAGUGCUGGUCUUCUUCAUCCUGGAGGCCUUCCUCAGACCCCUGCUCUGGGCCACUCUCUGCGGGACCUUCCUUCACCCCUUCAAGCACUCCUUGGCCCACCUGGGCCGCUCCUGGCUCAACGGGCUUCAGGACACCGGGACCCCCAUAGUGCUGGGCACGCUGCUGGUGCCAGUGUGGUGUGUGAACCAUGGGGUGGACGCGAUGGGCCGCCUGGUCAUGCAGAGACUGACGGUCCUGCUGGUGAUCGGGGCUGGAGCUCCUCUGCUCUACUGCGUCUACCUGUUCUGGAGCGUGGUGGGAAUGCAGGUGGUCCUGGGACACUUCUGCGGGGUGGUCGGGGCUGUGCUGGACUGUUUCCACCUGGUGUGGGUGGGUACUGUGGUGGUGGGGUACCUCUUGGCCGUGUGCUUUAAGUGGAGUCCCAGUACAGAGAAUUACCUGAGGGCCCUGGCUCUGCCGGUCUGGGCUGUGCUGCUCUUCUACAUCGUGUCACUUACAGGUUCUUGGAAAGUUUUCUUAUUUGUGGUUGUCGUCGUGCUCCUCAUCGUGGGCUCUCAAGAGAAGCCCCCUGUUCCUGGCAAAGGGGAGUUGCCAGGGCAGAUGCUGUCGUUUGCAGCCAACACUAUUUACAUGGCGAUCUCAUGUAGCAAUCUGCAGCCGAAAACUGAGCCGGGAGCAGCAUGUACAACAGAUGGUAUAGAAUCCCUGGGUCCUAGUACCAUCCCGCCCACCCCCAGCCGCCCUCGCACAGUGCGCCCCCUCCCCGGAGGCCUGUUCCAGAAGGACAAGAGCGCCCACAAGGCCAGCGACAUCUACUUCAUCCUCCUGGUCUGGGCCAUCGUCCUGGUGCAGAUCUGGCUCAACCUGUGGAUCCUGCAGCUGCUGCCCAUUCCCGUCGCAGUGUACGUCCUGAAGAAGCUGGUGGUCCACUUUGGCCUGAAGAGCUUCCUGGAGCGUACGCUGAGCUCGUGGUGGUCUGUGGUGGAAGGCUUUGGACGAGAGCGAGAGGAGGCGCUGCUGCCUGGGCCAAUCAAAGGCCUGGCCCAGUUCUUACUGCGAGUGGACACCAAGAUGGUUGUGUGGUUGGAGCGAUCGCUGGAUAAAAUCAUCAGCAUCUUCAUCAUAUUCCUCCUGGUGAUGGGCACACUGCUGAUGGCGCUGUUACUCACCGCGAUGGUGCACCAUGAAAGUGUUCACAUCAUUGAAGUCACCAGUAACCUCAUCAACGAGACUGUGUCCAACCAUCCGGAGUGGGCCAAUUGGCUCCCAGAGGCUCGUGUGGUGCAGAAGGCCCUGAACUCUGCUGCUACAAACGUUUACCAGCACGGACGAGAAUAUAUAACGCACAAACUUCGAAAGAUUUUAGAAGACAAAGUGAACAACACAGCGGUGAUCGAGAAGCAGGUGCUGGAGCUGUGGGACCGGCUUUACCACUCCUGGUUUGUCAAGAACGUGACUCACUCGGGCCGUCCCCGGGGCCCAAAGCACCUGCACCGGCAGAACAGCUGGCUGGUGGACCUCCUGGACUGGAAGGACGUGGCCUCUUUCCUCCAGGAGAACAUCGAGACUCUCCUCUCUAUCAUGGAGUCUCUUUGGAUCGUGAUGAGCAGAAACGUGGGCCUCCUCAUCUCCACCACCACCACCUUGCUGACCGUGUUGUUCCACAGCGGCACCGCACUGCUCAACUUUGCCCUGAGUCUGGUGAUCUUCUUGACGACGCUCUUCUAUCUUCUGAGCUCCAGUGGGGAGUAUUACAAACCGGUCAAAUGGGUGAUCAGCCUCACUCCUCUGUCUCAGCCCGGGCCCUCGUCCAACAUCAUUGGCCAGUCCGUGGAAGAAGCCAUCCGGGGAGUUUUCGACGCGUCUCUGAAGAUGGCCUGCUUCUACGGCCUCUACACGUGGCUCACUCACACCAUCUUUGGCAUCAACAUUGUGUUCAUUCCCUCGGCCCUGGCCGCCAUUCUGGGCGCGGUGCCGUUCCUGGGGACGUAUUGGGCGGCGGUGCCUGCCGUGUGCGACCUGUGGCUGGCUCAGGGGGAGGGGGUCAAGGCUGUGCUCCUCCUUGUCUUCCACCUGCUGCCCACAUACUUCGUGGACACCGCCAUCUACUCCGACAUCUCUGGGGGGGGCCACCCGUACCUGACCGGCCUGGCAGUGGCUGGAGGGGCCUACUAUCUGGGUCUGGAGGGAGCGAUCAUCGGCCCCAUCCUGCUCUGCAUCCUGGUGGUGGCGGCUAACAUCUACAGUGCCAUGCUGAUGAGCCCGUCCUCCACUGUGCCCACUCCAGUGCAGCCCAACUGGCCCAACCCCCCCAUGAGACUAUACGAAUCCACUCCAGUCACAAAGAAGCCCAGCGACUGA